AUGGAACUCGGUGCGCAACUGGCCUAUGAGGUUGCCUUUGUUCCACAGGGCCAGGCCUGGACAUCUGAAACAGCAGGUAGUGAUACGCCUCUACGUUUCGUCACAAACUACGGAAUUGUCGGGGUUUUUUGCGCUCCGCCAGAGGUGCGGCCAGCGCCACGGACCUUCCAGAACCAUACCAUUGUGGAUGGCAUGAAUUCUGCCGGACUUGUAUUCAAUGUCCUCGCGUAUCCCGAUUCAGGCGGACCGCAACCGGAGCGUCUUUCCAAGGCAUCGGGGCUCAAUGUGAUCGAUCUGGGCGCCUGGGCGCUCGGACAGUUUUCGACCGUCAACGAAGUUCGUGCCGCGUUGGAGGCGGUUACACUGAAGCUGGAACCACUUGACGGAAUGGGCAGCCAGCCGCCAUUUCACUAUUCGCUCUACGACCGUGAGGGCGACGCGAUUGUCAUCGAGUUCCACGAGGGAAAGCUCACAAUUUACGAUAAUCCCGUCGGUGUUAUGACAAACGGACCGCAGUUCUCCUGGCACCUGAUCAACAUCAACAACUAUGCACAUCUGGACAAUCGGGACCGGUCAGCCGGAAGACUAGGACAAUUGGAUUUACGCCAGCCGGAUGCCGGUAUUUCAAUGGCGGGUAUUCCGUCAGACACGACGUCUGUCGGCCGGUUCGUCAAGGCUGCCUAUUUUGCAACGUUUGCCGAGAAGGUUCGCGACCCUGACGUAGCCGUGCGCACACUCAGUCAUAUCAUGAACAAUUUCGAUCGGGUGCGCGGGUUGUCGGUUACGGAUCCCGAAACAGGCGACGCGUUCGGCGAAACCCUGGGGCUUGAGAACAGCGAGAUUUCGACCGAAUACACCACGUGGACCCAGCUCUCCGACACGGCACGCUGCCACUAUCAUGUCAGGGCUUAUGAGGCGCUCAAUUUUACGCGCUUUGAUCUGAAGGCAUUUGACAGCGCAAGCCGCAUACUCUCUGCGCCGCUGGCAAGUUUGCCGGACCUUGGUGGUGGUGGGAUCGGUCUGCUCCAGGGCGUUUACUAG
Messenger RNA from Effrenium voratum, 1041 nucleotides. NCBI's taxonomy places the organism in Eukaryota, Dinophyceae, Suessiales, Symbiodiniaceae. The record is from the annotation of a GenBank genome assembly.